AUGGACCCUUAUCUGGGCAUCUUCUUCCUCACUCCCUUCUUCCAGUCCUGCUAUGCCUGGUCAGUGAAUAAUUUCCUGAUGACGGGCCCCAAGGCCUAUCUCAUCUACUCCAGCAGUGUGGCAGCUGGGGCGCAGAGCGGCAUCGAGGAGUGCAAGUUCCAGUUCGCCUGGGACCGCUGGAACUGCCCGGAGAGGGCACUGCAGCUCUCCAGCCAUGGUGGGCUGCGCAGUGCAAACCGAGAAACAGCCUUUGUCCACGCCAUCAGCUCUGCGGGUGUCAUGUACACGCUGACCCGGAACUGCAGCCUGGGGGAUUUUGACAACUGUGGCUGUGACGACUCCCGCAAUGGACAGCUGGGGGGACAAGGCUGGCUGUGGGGAGGCUGCAGCGAUAACGUGGGCUUUGGGGAAGCUAUUUCCAAGCAGUUUGUGGAUGCCCUGGAGACUGGACAAGAUGCCAGAGCUGCUAUGAACCUGCAUAACAAUGAGGCAGGUAGAAAGGCAGUGAAAGGGACCAUGAAGCGGACUUGCAAAUGCCAUGGUGUGUCAGGGAGCUGCACCACCCAGACCUGCUGGCUGCAGUUACCCGAGUUUCGGGAGGUGGGCACUUACCUCAAGGAGAGGUACCACAAAGCCCUGAAGGUGGACUUGCUGCAGGGAGCAGGGAACAGCGCUGCCAGCCGGGGUGCCAUUGCUGAGACCUUCAGUUCCAUCUCCAAGAAGGAACUGGUCCAUUUGGAAGACUCUCCUGACUACUGCCUGGAGAACAAGACACUGGGGCUGCUGGGCACAGAGGGCAGGGAGUGCCUGAAGAGGGGCAAGGCGCUCAGCAAGUGGGAGAAGCGGAGCUGCCGGCGGCUGUGUGGGGACUGCGGGCUGGCGGUGGAGGAGAGGCGAGCCGAGAUGGUGUCGAGCUGCAACUGCAAGUUCCACUGGUGCUGUGCUGUGCGCUGCGAGCAGUGCCGCAAACGGGUCACCAAGUACUUCUGUGUCCGCAAGGAGAAGCGGGAGCGGAGCGGAGGUGGCGGAGCCAGCCGCAAGCUCAAGAGAAAGCUCUAACUUGCUUCUGCUCCUCCACAGUUCUGUCUGCCCCUCUUCUCUCCUGCCCUUCCCAUCAGCUCCUGGCACCAUUUCUGUUUGGCAUAGUUUUGCCUUUUUCCCACUACUGCCUCACUGGGGCUUGGGCAAGGCAAAAGAGCCUUGUAUGAGUGCUCAGGCCUUGCCCAUACAGGGCAUUAGUGCAGUGGGUAAUGUCUUCUGGGGAGACCUUCAAGUGUUCACAAAACAAAGUGAAGUCCCUUCAACUCAGUGUCAUUCUUUCCAGUGACUAUGGCAUCAUCUCUGAAAACACAGGAGGUCUUGGUGGCUCCAGUGGUUUUGAGCUUGUCUGUUCCCCAAACAAACACCUGCUCUGGGCUUUUGAGUAAGUGAGAUAAAAAGCACAAGAAAACUGAGAUGGCACCAACAAUUGGGCAACUCAGAUCAGUAAUCUGUAAAUGAGAAGAGGCUUUUAAAAAAUAGAGGUACUAAAAGAGUUAUUGCCUCAGGCCUACACUUUGAGGAAAUGCAAAAGACGUGCAACUCCUUUCUCAGCAAGCCAGCCUCCAGGGACCCCACAGCUUUGCUUCCCACCCUUUGACAGCUUUGCUAAGCUCUCCAGUGCUUUACUUUGCAUUUGAAAUGGCAGCAGCAAGAUCGAAACUGCUGCUUGAUCUGCCCAUUACACAGCUGUCCAAAAUCGGGGUCCCAUCACUUGAUUUUUACAUGCUUUCUCUGUGUCUUCCAAGUCUCCAGGUCUGGUCUCCCUUUUUAGGCCAGCAUUCCUAUCAAAGCCCCUGACUGAUGCCAUGAAUUGCCCUCACACUUCUCCACUACCUCCUUCCUCCCAGAUCACUCCCAGAGUGGAGCUGCCAAGCUGAGCCUACUCCCCAUGUCCUGGUGUACUUGCCAAGCACUCUUACCCUGUCAGCUAACUAACUAAAUACGUCUUCCUAGUCUGAGAAAAUAAUGUCAGUUACUAUUUAAUGGUGGUGUAAAUAGGAAAGUGAAGCACUUUGAAGUUUAAUUUAUUGCACAGUUACUGUGAUGUAUACAUAACAGUUUUUCCUCUACCACUUAUUGUAUAUAUUCUAUAGGCUAAGCAAGCAGCAGGAAGAUUUGUUUGAUGCAUCUCUGUUCCCUUGCUGAGGCUAGGGAAGGGAGGUAAGAAGCUGCCAGCUGCAGGACUUGGGGAAGCUCACUACACCAUCACAGCAAUCUUCCCCUGUGCUGCGAUAAUAUCAUCUACUUUGCUGUUUGAAGUGCCCUUUAGCCAGACAAGAAGCCAGCAGAGCUGUUACUGGCCAUUAGACCCAUCUUGUAGCCAAUAUUUUAAACCAAUAGCCAAUGCAAUAAAUCAGUAGCCAAGUGCUUGCAAAAUGCUGUUGUGUCUUAAGUGUCUGAGUGCUCUUUUGCCUCGUUUUGUGUGUGUAUGUAUAAAUUUAAGAGUCCUGGAGAUCAAAACACACUGCUUACCCAUCUGUGCCCAAGAAGACCUAACCAGUUCCAGCCAGCACAAGCUCAGCCCCUACCACGAGGGGAAAUGAUGUGCUCUCUCCUGAGCUUGCUUGAGGAUGCAUCCAACUGCAAUGCAACUGCCAGGAAGAAAUGGGGUGGGAGGGGGCAGGCAGGGCCCAGUUGUCCACUACAUAGCAGAUAUAUUAAAGACACUCAGAAGCCUGUAUUUGUCUCUUCAUUAUCAAUUAGCCCUUUAUUCUAGGACUACCUCACAGGGAGCAUGAAUUUGGACCUAGGGUCUCAUCAGAGCAAGAGCAUUCCUGUCAAGCAAGAAUCUGGCCUUUCAAAAAUUGCAAGAAACCUUGGCCCAUUCUCAGGGAAAACCGAAACACUUCCACUUCACACACAAACCACCACUGUUUGCACAGAAUUUCUUACUAGCACAGUGACCCUGUCAAAGGUCUCUUGCAUCCCCAGCAGCAGUUCCUCUAUGUCCCUGUGGUUGGCCAGGAAAGAGGAAGCAAAAGCCUCUCGACCACCAGGGAAAGCUCCAGCACGGGCCUCCCUUUUCCUUCUGGCUCUCCCGUUCCACAGUCAGCUGGACAAGCUGUAGAAGCCGUUUCCCUCUUCCUCCCACUCGUGCUCCAUCCCUCCCCUGCUGACACUGCUUGCCCGCGAAGGCCGUGGCACAGCCCGGGCUGGCGCGGUGGCGGCGGCAGGCGCAGGGGACACGCGGGACGCCUCAGUGAGAGCCCCACCGCCACACGCUGCUUCCGCUGGGGAAACGGCGACACCGCAGCUGCAGAAUGUGCUGACCUCAGCAGCGGGUCCCCCCUCCCGGCGCACGGAGCCCUCAGCGGUAAAGGCCCUGCUGCCAUUGUGGGCAGGAUUGGAUGCUUCCAUGUAUUCAUUUCGGUUUAAUGAAGGCGCAUUCCUCAGAGGAGAAAUAUUUACAUUCAGCUUCCCAGGUGGUCACCUUCGCCCAGAUGACACACAAACAGGCAGCCCCCCGCUCCCUUUUCCAAUCCAAGCCUCUUUAGAGGGCUCGGGAGGAGGGGAGACAGCGGAGGGGGGCUGCUGGGGGAGCAGAAUAGAGAAGGGAACAAAAUGCUAAUAAAUCAGCCAGCCAGCCCUUUUCCCCUCCCCUCAGUGGAGUCAAUGGAAAGUGUCAUUUCACAUGCUAAUCCCCCUCCGAUCUCUUUACAACACCUUUUCCGAAAAGUGUUUGGGAAAAGUCCUUGUGGCCCGUUUACAGCUCCCCGCCGCUUCAGAUUCCUUCUUGUCUAAGGCCGCGGCCCCGGUGUGGGUCUCUCCCUCCAGCAGGGCUCCUUACAAAAAACAUCUCAACAAAGACUUUGGAGUUCAUCAGCCUCCCACUGAAAUUCACAGCUGCUGAACAAACUAAUCCCCUCUCUUGGCCUUUCUUCCUUUCAAUGGGUUCUUGGCUUCAAAGACACUUUGGGAAAGGACUUUGUGGGGACUCACACUGCUCCCUCAAUAGAAGUUAGUGCAAGCAUUAUCUUCAGAGCAAGUGGCUUUACAAACAAAUACUGCCUAACAAUCUCUGCCCCUCCAGCUCCCCCAAACACACACAAGCCUAGCCUGCAGACAUGAUGUUAUCUGCCACAGGAUUAGAGCUCUGUUUUCUGUG
Molecule: messenger RNA, 4147 nt
Organism: Vidua chalybeata
Lineage: Eukaryota; Metazoa; Chordata; Aves; Passeriformes; Viduidae
Gene: WNT8B
Product: Wnt family member 8B
Exons: 6
Coding region: 1-1059 (352 amino acids)
Biological process (GO): multicellular organism development; neuron differentiation; cell fate commitment
Cellular component (GO): extracellular region
Molecular function (GO): frizzled binding; cytokine activity
Source: RefSeq, a predicted model, not a curated record